Molecule: messenger RNA, 2272 nt
Organism: Phragmites australis (common reed)
Lineage: Eukaryota; Viridiplantae; Streptophyta; Magnoliopsida; Poales; Poaceae
Exons: 12
Coding region: 203-1864 (553 amino acids)
Biological process (GO): protein phosphorylation
Molecular function (GO): ATP binding; protein serine/threonine kinase activity
Source: RefSeq, a predicted model, not a curated record
GGCCUGAAACGUACUGGGCCUUCUUGUUCGUACAGGGGUAAAGCUGGAAUUCUUCUGACGAGGGUUUCUCCCUACCCUCUCGCUCGCUCGCUCUCCUCUCCCGCUUCUACCGCCGCCACGGCUCGCCGCGACUCGUCAUUGUCGUCUCCUCGCAGCCGGAAACGCGAAACAACGAGCCGGGACUCCUUCCAUCGGAGCUAGUAUGCCCUCGCCGACGAUGCAUCACGUUGAGCCCGACCCUGCGGAGGAGUGGUCCGACUCCGACGCGGAAGAUGUCUCCGACUCCGAAGUGGGCGAUGCCCUGGAUUGGCUCGACGCUGCGGAGGGCGCUGACGGCUCAACCCGGCUCUCCGGUGCCUUCUCGACCUCUGGAGGUGCGCCCGCCGCGCGGAGGCCGAACGCGCACGGCGGCGUGCUCUCCCGCCCCCUCCAGCCACUCUCCAACCGCACCCAGAAGCUCGCCUCCCACAUCCGCGCAACCCCGUUGGAGGAGUGGGAAGGUAGGAUGAAUGUGGGGAUGUCGAAUUCGGUAACUACUGCAAUCAGGGACAGUAUAAGGGAGACAGCAAUUGGGAAGAUAAGGAACAACGAGAAGGCUGAUCGUGCUACAGUGGAACAGGCUAUUGACCCAAGAACACGCAUGGUUUUGUUCAAGAUGUUAAACCGUGGUGUUUUUAAUAACAUAAAUGGUUGCAUUUCUACAGGGAAAGAGGCAAAUGUCUAUCAUGCAACAAAGACAGAUGGCCAGGAGCUAGCAAUUAAAGUCUAUAAAACCUCUGUCCUUGUUUUUAAGGAUAGAGACCGAUAUGUUCAAGGAGAUUAUCGUUUUAGACAUGGUUACUGCAAGCAUAAUCCUCGGAAAAUGGUUAAGACCUGGGCUGAAAAGGAAAUGAGAAAUCUUCUACGAGUGAGAGCAGCUGGAAUCCGAUGCCCGGUACCAUUACUCCUGAGGCUUCAUGUAUUGGUGAUGGAAUUCAUAGGGAAAGGAGGUUGGGCUGCUCCUCGUCUUAAGGAUGCUGCUCUCUCUGAUGACAAGUUGCGUGAAAGUUACUUUGAGAUAAUUACGACAAUGCGGACACUUUACCAAAAGUGCAAGCUGGUCCAUGGUGAUUUGAGCGAAUACAACAUUCUUUAUUUUGAGGGUCACUUGUAUAUCAUUGAUGUUUCGCAAUCAGUUGACCUUGAUCAUCCUUCAGCGUUGGACUUCUUGAAGGAAGAUUGCUUGCAUGUCACUGACUUCUUUAAAAAACGAGGUGUCGCCGUCAUGACAGUAGCAGAUUUAUUUAAUUUUGUUAUUGAUCAAAACAUUGCUGAUGAAGAUGUCGAUGAUUACCUAGAAAAGGUUCAGCAAAAGAUUUUGGAAAGUGAAGAUACAGUUGCAAAUGAUGAUGAAAUUUCUCCAACUGUCAUUGUGCAGACGUUGGAUUUUGUGAAGCAGUGCGAGGCAGAUAUAGUCAACAUGUCAAUGAUGCAGCGCUCAUCCUUUGGUUACGAGCCAACAGCGGAUAAGCUUUAUGACCAGCCACUGUUAGGAUUUGUGCGGACUAAUAACGUGCAAACUGAAAAGCAGCAAGAACAAUUGCCACAGAAUACGGUGGAAGAGCCCUUGGACCUGCAAAAUAAGUGCUCAAUGGAGGAUAAGGCGGAAGAUGAAGAGGACGAUAGUGAAUCUUGUUCAAGUUCUGAUGAAGAUGGUUCAUGGCACGAGGCUAAUCCCAAGAUGGGACCGGAGGAAAUGAAGGCUGCUAGGAAGGAGAACAAGAAGAAAGUGAAGGAAGAGAAAAGAGAAGCUCGCAAGACAAAGAUCCCAAAGGCCGAGAAGAAGAAGAGGAAGAAAAUGGCAAAAGCAAAGUGCAAGCGGUAGCAAUCUCUGUGGGCAAUCAGUGAUGAACUUCGCCAGAUAGAUUGGAAGCAGAAAUCAGCUUUCGGUCAACUUAUCUUGAAUGAAACUGCGAUAUAACCUCUAUGAGUGUCUAUAACGAUGAAGGAUAAUGCUUCUCCGGUGAUGAUGCAAUCAGCGCUCUAUGCAAACGAUGCUGUGUCAUUGGAUUUUCAGUACGGUUUACCAUUUUGUUCGUGCUUUUGUGUUCUUUUUCAUGUAUUAAUUAGAUAGCUACUGGUAUGGAAGGAAAGCUUUGAAACUGCUAUAUGACCCUGAAGCGGGAGUAUAAUGCAACUGUGCAAAUGGUGCUGUCUCAUAAGAUUUCAUUUUUUAUGUACUUUGUGAAUUCCAAUUUAUUCGAAUAUAUAAUGCACACCGGCGGUCCUCAUA